This is a messenger RNA of Staurois parvus, 620 nucleotides long. The record is from the annotation of a GenBank genome assembly. Lineage: Eukaryota; Metazoa; Chordata; Amphibia; Anura; Ranidae.
CAUAGCUGCUGCCAGGCCCCUAAUCUGCCAUGGGCCCCUAUACCGCCUCCUCAUGCUGCUGCCAGGUCCAGAGUCUCUCAUGCCAUGUGCCACUUUCAGGUCUCCUCACACUGCUGCUGGUGUGUUCAAUUUUUUGACAUAGGGUGCUGGCAGAUUACGGGCCUCCCAUAGCUGCUGCCAGGCCCCUAAUCUGCCAUGGGCCCCUAUACCGCCUCCUCAUGCUGCUGCCAGGCCCCUAAUCUGCCAUGGGCCCCCUAUACCGCCUCCUCAUGCUGCUGCCAGGUCCACAGUGUCUCAUGGGUCCCUGUACCGCCUCCCAUUGCUGCUGUCUCCAUCGCCACACUCUGCCAUGUGCCACUUUCAGGUCUCCUCACACUCCUGCUGGUUUCCAUUUUGUCAUAGGUUGCUGUAUGGCCUCCCAUUGCUGCUGCCUCCACCGCCACACUGUGGCUCCAAACACUGGUUUUGGCCCCGUGACUGGCCAAAUGAGUGAAGUGUGCGGUGAUUCUAAGAUCGACGGCACUCAUCUGCAUGUUAUACUGACUGACAGUAUUAUUUCUCUUCCCCAGCAGACUCCAAGGGCAUUUAAAUUAAAGGUACAGUGUUCUGCACUAAUAUUA